Schistosoma spindalis is the source of this 1996-nucleotide messenger RNA. NCBI's taxonomy places the organism in Eukaryota, Metazoa, Platyhelminthes, Trematoda, Strigeidida, Schistosomatidae. The record is from the annotation of a GenBank genome assembly.
UAAGUCUAAAUAGCAUAUAGCACACAUAAAUUGAAUUCAAUUAAACGUGAAUAAUUCUGAUGAACUAUUAUUAUUAUGAUUAUGAUUAUGAUGAUUAUUAUCGACUAUAUAGAUUAUGUAACCUUUAUACGCACUAAAGUGUUGUAUUUUUGAUCAAGGUCAUUUCAUUCAUUAUGUAUAUAUAGUUAGAUUAAAACAAAAUUAAAAAUUUGAGAUUAGUACAUUGAACUUAUAAGAAUGAUAAGUCAUCAAACUGGACCAAGUAUUACAUAUCCUGAUCGUAUUAGUGCUGAAAAUGAUGCAGAACAAUUACAUAAUGCAUGUAAAUUAUUAUCUACAGAUGAAGAAACCAUCACUAAAAUUUUAGGACAUAGAAAUUUACAACAACGUCAUCAAAUCAGAGAAACAUUUCAUAGAAGAUAUAAAAAGGAUUUAAUUCAUGUAUUAUGUAAUGCAACAAAAGGUGAUUAUGAAAGUCUUAUUAAAACAUUAUUUCGUGGAAGUAUACAAAUAUUAGCCCAUGAUUUAUAUAAAGGUAUAAAGAAACCAGAUAUUAUUAAUGAGAUUAUAUGUUGUUGUAAUAAUAAUGAAAUUAUUAUGUUAAAAAAAGCAUAUCAAGAAGUGCUUCAUGAAGAAGAGCCAAAAAAAGCUUCACAACGUACACUUGAAAGUGAUAUAAUUAAAGAAACAAAACCACCAUAUGAACAAUUAUUAGUAGCAUUAUUACAAGGAAAACGUGAUGAAGAUCCAUUGGAUUUAGUAGAAGAAUCUGUAAGAACUAGAAGUACAUCAAGAUUAAUUAAUCGAAGUCAAGUUGAUAAAGAUGUUGAAGAUUUAUAUUAUGCUGGAGAAAAACGUGCAGGUAAAGGAGAUUUUGAAACAUUCAUUAAAAUUUUAACCAAACGAAGUAAAUAUCAUGUAAAAGAAAUAUGGGAUUUAUAUUUAUGUUGGUUGAAUUCAUGAGUCAAUGGAAGCUAGACCAACAUCGGAAACCUGGAAGCACUGGAUGGUCGUUUCGUUCUGCUAUGGGAUUCCUCAGCAGUGCGCAUCCACGAUCCCGCCCCCAGCGAGAUCCGAACCCAGGACCUAUCAACCUCACGCGCGAGCGCUUAAACGUUAGAGCACUGAGACGGUCGGCAUCCAGCGGUGUUAACGUCCAACUUCAACCGAUCCAUAAAGUUACAAAUUUUCUAAAAAUCCCUACAAAACCCCUUCUGAUUGUAGUUAUAUAUGUCAUUUAUAUUCUAUUUAUAGAAAUAUCAUACUACAAUAGUUGAAGUUAUAUCGAAAAAAUUCUCAGAGCCAUUUAGAUCAGGGUUAAAUACAAUGAUUAUGGCAUUGAUAGAUUUACGUUUGUUAUUAGUCUGUCAAUUAUAUGAUAGUAUGUAUGGACUUGGAACACGAGAGGAUACAUUAAUACGAAUUACCUGUUUACGAUGUGAGAUUGAUAUGAAUACAUUGAAAUCAAUGUAUCGUGAAUAUUUUGGUAAACCAUUAAUUGAAGCAGUACGAGAAGAUACAUCAGGAGAUUUUCGCAAAUUACUUUUAGCAUUAUUAGGAGAAUAAUUACUUUUUUUCGAGCCAAGGGACGGGGGGGAGCGGCGGUGGUGGUGAAUAUAAAAUAAUAUUCUGUUAUUAUUUUCAUGAAUAAAUAACAAACUAUUUUCAUUUUAACAACCAUGAAACUUUCAUUCAUUCCUUUAAUCAUUAUUGUAAUGAAUUACACUUGUGCCUCAAAAGCUUGCUUUUAUCUAUUUCCAAAAACAUUUUCUGGUUAGCGUUUUUUAGCGAGUUAGUUUUCUACGGGAUGGGGUCGCUAACCCCAUGCCCAACCCUCCUCGUUUAUCCGGGCUUGGGACCGGUAGUAGCCCCCGGAAAGGGGCUUUAUUGAUGUUGUUUCAUUGAUUGAUUAAUGAUGUGAAUAACUUAUUAUUGUUAUCAUUUGUGGCAUUGUGAUCCUAUCAAUAUAUGACGUAAUGUGUGUUUUGCAGUAUAA